This is a messenger RNA of Nycticebus coucang (slow loris), 3732 nucleotides long. RefSeq names its product glycerol kinase (gene GK). NCBI's taxonomy places the organism in Eukaryota, Metazoa, Chordata, Mammalia, Primates, Lorisidae. Gene Ontology annotation, biological process: glycerol metabolic process; triglyceride metabolic process; glycerol-3-phosphate biosynthetic process. The record is from RefSeq and is a predicted model, not a curated record. Bases 149 to 1912 code for a protein of 587 amino acids. Gene Ontology annotation, cellular component: mitochondrion. Gene Ontology annotation, molecular function: glycerol kinase activity. The transcript has 22 exons.
CGCGGGUAAAGAGGCCGCCUUAGCGCGGUCCGAGCGUUCAGCCGACUCUAGGCGCUUCGCUCUCUGGACUCGCCGCCUGCCCCUCCCCCGCCCGCCGCCGUCACCCGGGAAACCGGCCGCAAUCGCCGGCCGAGCUGAAGCUGGUUUCAUGGCAGCCGCGAAGAAAGCAGUUUUGGGGCCGUUGGUGGGGGCAGUGGACCAGGGCACCAGCUCAACGCGCUUUUUGGUUUUCAAUUCGAAAACAGCUGAACUCCUUAGUCAUCAUCAAGUGGAAAUAAAACAAGAGUUUCCAAGAGAGGGAUGGGUGGAACAAGAUCCUAAGGAAAUUCUUCAGUCUGUCUAUGAGUGUGUAGAGAAAACAUGCGAGAAACUUGGACAGCUGAAUAUUGAUAUUUCCAACAUAAAAGCUAUUGGUGUCAGCAACCAGAGGGAAACCACUGUGGUGUGGGACAAGUUAACUGGAGAGCCUCUCUACAAUGCUGUGGCUGCUCCAGUUUCUCCUGGCCCUUCAGUUCCAGUUGGCGUUGUUCCCUCUGGCUCUUCAGUUCCAGCUGCUGGUACUUCCUCAGUAUGGCUUGAUCUAAGAACCCAGUCUACCGUCGAGACUCUUAGUAAAAGAAUUCCAGGAAAUAAUAACUUUGUCAAGUCCAAGACAGGCCUUCCACUUAGCACUUACUUCAGUGCAGUGAAACUUCGCUGGAUCCUUGACAAUGUGAGACAAGUUCAAAAGGCUGUUGAAGAAAACAGAGCUCUUUUUGGGACCAUUGAUUCAUGGCUUAUUUGGAGUUUGACAGGAGGAGUCAAUGGAGGUGUCCAUUGUACGGAUGUAACAAAUGCAAGUAGGACGAUGCUUUUCAACAUUCAUUCCUUGGAAUGGGAUAAAGAGCUCUGCGAAUUUUUUGGAAUUCCAAUGGAAAUUCUUCCAAAUGUUCGGAGUUCUUCUGAGAUCUAUGGCCUAAUGAAAAUCUCUCAUAGCCCGAAAGCUGGGGCCUUGGAAGGUGUACCAAUAUCUGGGUGUUUGGGAGACCAGUCUGCUGCACUGGUGGGACAAAUGUGCUUCCUGGAUGGGCAAGCCAAAAACACGUAUGGAACAGGAUGUUUCUUACUGUGUAACACAGGCCGUAAGUGUGUAUUUUCUGAGCAUGGCCUUCUCACCACGGUGGCUUACAAACUUGGCAGAGACAAGCCAGUAUUUUAUGCAUUGGAAGGUUCUGUAGCUAUAGCUGGUGCUGUUAUUCGCUGGCUAAGAGACAAUCUUGGAAUUAUAAAGACCUCAGAUGAAAUUGAAAAACUUGCUAAAGAAGCAGGUACUUCUUAUGGCUGCUACUUCGUCCCAGCAUUUUCAGGAUUGUAUGCCCCUUAUUGGGAGCCCAGUGCAAGAGGGAUAAUCUGUGGACUUACUCAGUUCACCAAUAAAUGUCAUAUUGCUUUUGCUGCAUUAGAAGCUGUUUGUUUCCAAACCCGUGAGAUUUUGGAUGCCAUGAAUCGCGACUGUGGGAUUCCACUCAGUCAUUUGCAGGUAGAUGGAGGAAUGACCAGCAACAAAAUUCUUAUGCAGCUACAAGCAGAUAUUCUGUAUAUUCCAGUAGUGAAGCCUUCAAUGCCCGAAACCACCGCACUGGGCGCUGCCAUGGCAGCAGGGGCAGCAGAAGGAGUCGGCGUUUGGAGUCUAGCACCCGAGGAUCUGUCAGCUGUCACAAUGGAGCGAUUUGAACCUCAGAUCAACGCUGAGGAAAGUGAAAUUCGUUAUUCUACUUGGAAGAAAGCUGUGAGGAAGUCAAUGGGUUGGGUCACAACUCAGUCUCCAGAAAGCGGUGACCCUAGUAUCUUCUGUAGUCUGCCCUUGGGCUUUUUUAUAGUGAGUAGCAUGGUAAUGUUAAUCGGAGCAAGGUACAUCUCAGGUGUUCCAUAGAUGAUACCAACUCAUGGAUCCCCAAGAUGCGAGUUUUUUACAUAAUGAGAAAACCUUGCAAUUCUGUCUCUUAAUGUGAUAACACUAUUCAUAGACUCUGAUUUUAUUUAUAAGCCACUUGCUGCAUGACCCUCCAAGUAGACCUGUGGCUUGAAAUAAAGACAAUGCAGCAGAAAGAAUGCUAUAGAAACAUUUGGUGUGUUUUUUAACAUAGACAGUUAAGGUUGGGCUAGCCACUUUGGUUGGGGGCUGGUCCCCUCCAUUACCAUACCAUCCUGCCCCAUUCCCUCUGAGAUCUAGGAAGAAUUCAGAUCCUAUCCACUGACAUAUAUUCAAAUGCUAUUGGUCUAGGAUAUGAUUCUCUGCACUACACACACUUAAGGGGUUACUACCAACCUAUUAGAAAUAAAGGGCUUUUUAUUUGUUGGUAAACAGACUCCCAAAAGUCUUUUCUACCUAUUAGAAGCUCACAUCUUCAUUAAAUGUUUAAAUAAAAUCCUCUACUAAAUUAUUAAAAUGGAAAUUUAGUAUUCUCAUAGAUUGAAUAUUUUUCUGAAAAGUAUUUGCCAAAACAAAUUCUUCACCCAGUAUACAUGGUCUCACUAUAAUGACUUUCUAUCUGAAUCUUAUAGGAAAGGACACUUAUUUUUGUUUGUUUCCAUCUCUCUUUUUUAUAUUUUUUACUUUGUAUAACAUACAUGCCUAUAUAUUUUAUAUACUGAGGUUAGUCCAUUUACAAAGUAAGAGCACAUUAUAUUCAGUAGAUUACAGCAGGGCUGGUCUUAAGUGGACUACUAUGUAUAUAAAUAUUUUGGAGAAAGCAGUUGUAUACAUUUUGGGGCAACAGUUAUGCAUAUAAUAUACCAGGAAAAAUUUUUUCUUAAAGAGCCAACAUUUAAAUUUUAAGUAUAUAAUGUUAAUAAAAGAAAAUGUACUUUAUUGUGACUUCAACUAUAUUCCUUAUAUCUUAUAUUUUUAUUUGUCAAAAGAGAGAGAAAAACUGUAGAGUACUAUGGUAAAUAUUGUUGUCAAACAUGAGCAGUAGUCCCAAUAAAGUUAUUUGUCCUUCUAAUUAAUUUUAGACAUAUUUGAGAUCCUUUUGAGGAGAUGAGAGAAUGUCAAAUAAGUGAAAAACCUAAGUAGAAAAAAAUUUAGGAAUGAAUCCAAGAAUCUCUUUUUAUUCAAAUGUUAUCAAUUAUUAAUAAGAAUUGCUAUCUGAGAUGACAGAAUUAUCUUAGCUUAAUAUCACUUUACAACUGAAAAAGGUUUACCAUUAGAAAUGUCGUUCAAUGAAACCAAGAAUUUCUCAAAAUAUUUAAUGUCACGUUAUAUAAAGUCACCUAAUCUAACUUCCUAAUGUCAAUUUUUGAAAUAUUUUAAAAAUUAAUUUAUAGUAAACAACUAAGAAAAGAGCUUCCUAGUUAUUUUCUUCGAGAGUGCUGAAUGGGAAAGUAUUUAUAUGUUAUUAUGAAAGAUUUUGUUUUGUUUGGAAUUAAUGAUAGCUUGAUUUACUGUUCUGAUUGUGCUGUUUCUAAAUUACUGAGUCUGCUGGGUUUUAUUGAUGUAGCUGCCUCUUACAUGACAAAUAUCAUAGAAAGGUACUGUGAAAUGAUCACUUUGUGGCAGGGUACUUUUAAGCAUAAUUAUGUUUCUACAAAGGUAGGUUGAGUUCAUUGUAAAUAAUCGUGAAGAUCACUGUUCAAAUAAUUUUAAGAUUACAUUAAUUUUUCUAUGAAUUGCAAGAUUUAUAAAUGUUUGAAAUUGUACAUGUUGAUAUUUAAUGAUCAAUUUACUUAAAAUAAAUUGACCCCUCAUUCUUA